AUGGAUAUGCUCAAUGACUUUGUUGCAGCCAUCGGUCGCAGAAGGUUUACCGCCUUUAGUGAGCUCCGCGACGCUGUAGAGAGUUUCAAUGAAGUAUCUUUUUGCUUUGGAAUCUCCUCUCUCACCUAGACUGUUAACUAGCGUAUGGAUACGAAAUUUCGCAUAUUCCGGAGCCACAAGCUUCCCCCGGGACACCAACACGCCAACACACUUAUCUAUCGAUCUGUCCACUAUGCCUGUCGUUACAGCAAUUCAGAGGGCUGUCCGGCGUCCUUUCUGCUCUCCUAUUUUAAUGGAUGCCUCAUCUGCAAGCAUAUGAACCUUGCUCACAACCACAUGAGUAUCACGAUGAGAGAAGUAAGCGACAGCCUCGCCUCUGACUACAACAUCGUGACUGAUCUAACAGAGGAUUUCAAGCGAAGAUUUCCCAACCGUAUGUUCGCCUCAUUUAAGGACCUUACGAGCCGACUGAAUGAGUAUGAGCAGGUAGGCGACACGCAUCCGUAACUUAUUUACUAACCGCACCAGGAAACGGGUUCCAUGUUUGUCAAGAAACACGUGAAGCACUGGGAGACGGACAGUGGCCACCGUUCAACUCUGGUUUAUAAGACCCUGGCUUUCCACUGCAUUCACCACGGCCAGCCCUCCUCAGUGGCCAGGACGUUUGCCUUCAGUGGGUAUGUUUGCAGGUUAUAGCGUCAGAACACUAAAUUGAAACUCUCUUCACGCACUUAUAGGAGCAUGAAGGUGGGCUGUCGAGCGAAACUCUACGUCUCCAGUAUGAGUGGUCAAGUGCGCAUAAAGAGCAUCAACUUAAGGCACAAUCAUGAGGUGUCGCCGCAACUGGCUUCCACCUACAACCGCAACUUGCGACUCUCUAAUGAGGAACAUAGUCUGAUUGAAUCUCUGUCAACCACCAACCUCACGCCCAGUCGCAUUUCUGAUCUCCUAAUAAGUAAGUUUGCUUUAAUGGCGACAACUGCUCCGUUCCUUCCUUAAAGAGAAAACCCAUCGGCACUUGCCGCCACAGACGAUACGGAAAAUGGUUUAUCGCGCACGACGGCACCUCAGCUCAGGAUCACAAGGACAGCACCAAAAGGAACACGCCAGCGUGGAUACUGACACGUCCGCCAAGUGUGCCGAUUUUAUAUGGCAUUAUAGGGACGACUCUGACAACCAGCAGUCUUCAUUGCCAUUGUUAUGCACACCUUCUGAAGUCGACGCAAAUGAGCAAAACGCGCAUCUUCUUCUGAAUGGUUGUAAGUUCUCCUUUCACUUCGUGUGUCAACGGGGGUGGGAACUAAGGAAUGGAACUCACCUAAUUGUAAUUUGAACCCGUUUGCUACUGUUAAACAACUAUAUGCAGUCAAAGGCAGAAUAGCUAAGGCAAUGAGGGCUGAUACUGACUGCCGGUCGGUGCGUUUAGAUGGGAUUGUGUAGUUAAAGCGGACAAUACCGACUUGUCCCAGGUUUCAUUGCGUUGCUAUGUCUACGAACGUUUAUUGCCCAUUUUGCGGGUAACGAUUCCACAGUCCAGUGAAGGCUCUCGGAGCCACGUCAUGCAACAGCAUAAAAUUAACGGGACUCCCGUCUUGGUUUUUAGCUAGCCCCCGCGUUUGAAAAUACUUUGGAAAUACCUCACAUAAAUUACUAUUCGUAGGAAGGUUGCACAAAUUAACACUGAUUAUACCCAUUUUGCGGGAAGUUAUGCCUUGAGAUUUCGUACAUUAAAAUGAAAUACGUCUACCUCGAAAAAUUCUUAGACACAAUACACCUAGAAAUUCUCAUCCGAUUACUCAUGUACUAUACCCUCCGAAGACACAUUACUGCUGUUGUAUCAUGAGCACCAGGAGGCCUGUACAUAGGGCGAUCUGGGGGAAUGCACUUCAUGUAAUAUCAGAUCCUCCGAACAGGUGAAGAACGCAGGCUGUUUUACUACACUGUCAGGGAAGUAUUUCGUCUUCUAUUGCCGAAAUGUCGACUAAAGUUAGGAAAUUUGAAGAAAUAUUUUCCCCCAAAAUCAACAUACAUUGAUGAUUUUGUGUACAGCCCUUCAAGGACUUAUGAUUACAGACUUACCAACUGUGGCUUCUUCUCUCAUGGAGACCGCCCACUGAUGUUAACUUUUUUUACAGGCCUAUUUUCUUUCGAAGCUCACGUACUUUGACCGUAUUUGUUACUUAGAAAUUUCAGCCGUUCCUUUUUUCGUUUUAGCUUGUGUAAAAGCGGAGCAAUGCGGAAACGGUUCUGAACUUAAAUGUGAAUUGGUCACGAGAGGUGAAUACGAACAGGAGGCCUCUGAGUCUGUAAGCAGGCACUUUUGUCAAUUCGCGUUCUUCUUCGGGUGCAUCUGUUAAGAAUCCCUGAGGAAUUUAUUUGCCGCAAUUGUGAGGGGCUCGGCGGGAUUUGAUCCCUUGGCAGGAGGGGGAAAAACUUGAGUACAGCCACCACUAACGACCUUGGCUACGAGACCUUGGAGGAGGGCCGUGAGUUUACUCACAUUUGGUCAAGUUACCCGCCCCUCCUACUGCAACGUAUGGAAUCCAAUUGCCCUUGUUGUCGUGGGUCCGAACCCCACCGAGGUCGCCGAGUCUUUCACAAUUGGGCCAAAUGAAUUAUUCAAGUCUACCAAGAACGCCUAUUACUGAAAAAGUCUGUGUAGCAAUAUUUCGGUGCACACAAUAAUACCCUUACUAAGGUGCAAGGGGGUAAUGACACUCUUCCUGAUUCCCACAUUAAUCUGCCGCCUGUGAAAUAAAUUUCCUCCCCAUCUGGUGAUGCUAUCCGCACACUGUGUGCUUCAACAAGGUUCUGACCCGAUGCGGUUGUGAUCUCAACUGCCACACCAUUUGGAGGGUGGGGAGUACAGUACCUAGUUUUCCACAGAAUCCUUUGAUUGUCGAGAGCUAUAAUCGACAAGGCGGGAGACUGAAACGCCAUUUCUAGCUUAUUUACUGGUUUGGACUACAGACUGAAUCGCCAGGGCAAGCAUAACGUCCAUAUUCCGCCCUGAAAUCUGCAUAGGUCCUUGGACGUCACCUUCAGCUGCUUCGUGAUUUUUGCUCAACAGCCUGCCUACUUGUCGGAAGGCAGUUUGCGCUUCUUCACCCCAUCUCCCUUCCAUUCUCUUCGGAAUUCCUCCUCUGCUCUUUUCUAUCGAAUCCAGGACCAGUCAGUGUUUUCGAACUACGUUCUUGCCUAUUAUGACACCCUCUUGCAUCGUACUUGACGUUCUAGGGUUUAAUUACUUUCGACAUACAGUGCGUGACCGAUCGCAUGAAAUGUUGGCCGAAAUUCUGAAUUACAUUUUCGACUAGGAAGGAUUACCUAGGUGGGGCUGUAGUAUUGAUUAGCAUGCGACAUAAUCCUAUAGCAUUUCGGACUCACCAGACUGCCGGCUAUUAAAUGCACUUCUUUCCGACCUCCUACAGAAACAACACUCAGUAAAAAAUGACUACUUAUGUAGCAUGCAAUUUUCACAUUUGUUUUCGAUGGUCUUAUAAAUUCAAUAUAUUUUAUAGAAAACAUGCACAAAAUAUGCUUUAUUUCACAUGUUUGGUAAAAAAUCACAUUUUCUUUACAUUUUCUACCCAAAGAAAGUGCAUAUUUAGGUUUUGAAAAAGUUUUAAAAUUCCCGAAGAAUUUUGAGCCAGAUCAGCCGUUGCAUUAGCGCUUAGCGACUUCAGUCUGCAAGGCGCAUACUUUCCACGUGAGAAAAAUCAUAUAUUUCUCCAUGCCCUUAAGAGUUCAUAAAAUUGUGCAAUUGAUGCGGACUAUGUUGUACAUUUCAUGAGGAGCACUGGUAAACGUACGUGUGCGAUGCUGUAUAUACGGACAUCGCACUGUCUUAAAAAUCUCAUAAUUAGAAACUUUUAAAACCGCAUGAUAACCUUUCUUAGGGCAUAAAUGCGACUUUCUACCAUGCUAGUAAAAGAAAGCAUAUUUUUGCGCAUGUUUUCUGCAAAAUAUACUUGACUUUAUAAGACCACCGAAAAUUGACGUGAAAAGUGCAUGCUAUUUAAGUAUUCAUUUUUACCAAAUGUCGUUUCUACAGGAGGCCAAAAAGAAGUAAAUUCAAAAGCUGACAUCGUGGCAAGUCCGAAAUACUGUAGGAUUGCGUCGUAUGGUAAUCAGUAUUACAACCCCACCUAAGUAAUCCUUCCUAAUCGAAUACGCAUUCCAGAAUUUCGACCCAAAAUUUCCUGAGUUCGGUCACGCAUUGUAGUUGUAUUAGCAGCUGGAGCCGAGGUGAGGAUUUUUUCAUCAGUAGUUACCGUUGUGCUUAUCGCCCGUAUGAUCACUUCCAUCUCUGUUUGCAGUAGCCUAGAGUAUUACAAUGGAGUACCGGAAGUAUUGACUGCGUUGGCGGAAUUGUUAGAACUAGAAGGAUAUGAUCACCCAGGACUAGUCAGUGUUCUUGAACUACGUUCACGCCUGUUGUGGCACCCUCUUGCAUCGUAAUUGACGUUCUGGGGUUUCAUUAUUUUCGGACUAGUGUAAGCAGUUAUCUCUGCUUGUGUGACUGAUUUUGCCUCUAGUAGUAUGUUCCUCUUACUUGCUUAAAACAAGGCCCCUGUCCGGUGUUCCGUCCCUGACACCUUCACAGGCCGCUGUCCAUCCACGUCUGUUGCCAGUUUGAACUGGAUCGCUCGUCAUGAGACCUGCGCCACCUGCGCUGUCCCAUCUGAUGUGCAAAUCCUGACCGAGGCACUCGAUGGCCGCCGACCCUGCAGCACAGAAAUCCCGGUUGACCCUACUUUAUCCGAAAUGCAUCUCGCUCGUGUAAGUGCGCCAUUUUCUCGACGGAGCGGUCCCUCAAAAAGGCAAAUCUUUGUCAUUCCGGCCCCACAUCAGGUGUCCUAGUGAUCACUUGGUUUAACUGACGCUUAAUUGCCCUGCGGACACCGAGGGGAAAUUCAGGCAGGAUGGACCAAUUUGGCAGGACUAAACGAAGUUGGUUUCACAAUAACGAACGUCGAAAUCCCUUGUACUUGCUGGUCAGAGAUGCUGGUUAGUACACGGAUAUGUGUACCCCCUCCUGAGUUAUCUCCCUAUAAAGUACCUUUUGGUACAUUAAAGCAAGUGUACGGCGCAGAUGCGGUUUCUCCUUUUUGUAUAUUUACUAACACCACAUUUCCUUGCCGAAAGACCCCCAUUACUAUCAUUCCAGUAUUACAGACGGCCAUGCGCCAUAGUUCAAAGGAGAGGGUACAUGUAUCCGUGUCCGACCAAAUGCUGUUAGACUACUCAGUUGGGUUCAGUGGUAAAACUGCAUUUUAAUUGACCCCUAUCCUUGUUGCGCUGGGAUAGACCGUGGAGCGUACGCUGAUUGAGGGAGCACUGGCCUCAGACUUUUGACUAAAAGCUGUGGGAAUGAUGUUCGAUACAACUGAGCGUAAUUGGCUGUCUGGCUUAGGUUGAAGUAUUCCCCCGUUAGUCAGUUAAAAAACGCAUCCCACAUGACGAAAUAGAAGCACAACCAACAGUCCCCUCUGCCACCCCCAACUAAUCAUGUCGAGCGACAUCCUAACCUAUGCUAUAGUCUGAUAUUUCUUGUCUUUCACGCAAACAAUCGUGCUUUUAACAGUUUUGCCAACUGAUGACCGUGCAUGUCGAGCCUCCUGACUUUCAGCGAUCGUACUGUUGAUAACCCUGUCCCAACCUCUUUAAUAAAGUCUAACUGAACAUCUGGGGGUUUCGCCACCAAACGACACUUAUUUCCAUCCAAACUUUUCCGACACACUCGCUUGUCAAUGAAAUUGAAAUUGCGUUCUCUGAUAUAAGAAAAAGGUUGAAGCUAACUAAAUUACACAUAUGUUAUUCUAGUUCACGGUUAAGUAACCAGUAUUCCUGUACAUGACCUCCGGAUCGUAUCCAUUUCCGUAGUUCGUGGGGUUGGGCCGAUGGCCACAACUCGGGAAAUUACUUUGUUAAUUCACUCGUCUCCUUCCUGACAAUUUGAUUAAGGGCUACGUUGUCAACAAAAGUGUUGUCCCUCUCGCCUAGGACUCUUUUGGCUUGCAGAAUAUGCCGUUCGACUCAUCUCUCAAGGGGUAUUAAAGUCGAUGACGUGGUACUAAAGUUGUGUCAAUUUUGGUAUUCCUUACUCUUUCUACAACAAUAGCCCUACUUGCCUAACUUUAAAUGGCGUUCACUUUGACUUGCCAACCACACUUUGUCUUGAAGGUUGAUUGCCUCGCAAACCAUUGCAGUCGGUUGGUGGCAGAUUUGCUGGCGAAAUUGGGUUAUUUGUCAUUGAAGCCGUGUACUUCAACACAGUAAAUAGCAUUGGGACCCUGUUUUGCCAUGCUUACCCUCGACACCGCCGCCAGCCGGGAUCGAGUUUCGACUGCCUUAGAACAUGUGCGAUCUUGCCUCCAGCUGGACAGUGUACAUAUGAUUGAGCUACCGCAGUCGCCCGUAAGAAAUGUGCUGUUAACUGAUUUUCCCGCAUACUUGCCCUCUGAAGACGCGAGCGGAGAAAGGAAAUGAUUCCUCAAACACAGACUCUGGCUCCCGGGGAUGAACAAUGCAGUACAUCCUUAUGGAUGUCGUCGUGGGCGCCUCGUACAUUUUCCGCCAUUACUUUUUAUUGGUCCCACGCUGAUUCAAAGGGUUUUGACGGAGUCGGGCGAAGCCCGAUCCCAUAGUUGACCCAAUUCUCAAUUGCACUGUCACCCUGCCUAUUUGACAGAACGAAGGUAGGAGUUUCGCCAUCUACCAGAUGUAUGUAGGUACAGUGACUGACGCCAUCUUACGUCCUCACACUGGCGGAGCCUGCCUUCACAUGCUCGAGUGUCACACCUGUAAGGAGCUAUCACAACCCGACCAAGGACUAGGCUGUCAUCUCCCCGGCCAUUAAACCUAGAGUUUCGAGAUGAUUUGAAUACGUGUUGUUUGGAGUUUAAUGCGGAGAAAAUUGAACGGCGUUGUCAAUGCAUUUGGGCAUUUUAAUGCAUAUUUUAGAAUAUUGGUUGGUUUUUUGCCUUUAGUCUCUCCUGUUAGUUUCCCCGAAUGUUGUGAAGGAUGUACCUGCUAAUUGUUUACUACUUCUGGAGUAAUUGGCGUGCUUUUUUCUAAUUUUAAUGCCGGCGUUUUGUAUCCGUCUUAGUUCCGCACCAGCCGAUUGGUGUUGAUGGGAUUAAUGGACUAUAUAACUGAAGUUUAGAGCUCCGCCUACUCAAACAGAAUCUGAGUAAAGUAUGUAGUCAGAUUAGUAGUGCUCACUGGAGCUGAACCUGGUAAGCCAUGGGUCACACUUUCAGCAAAUCUGUACGCACUCUGAUGCCCUUUUAAAAUAGAAGAUAUACACCACGCUACUGGUUAGAGAUCUUGAUAUCUUUUUGGAGUUAGGGGUUCACCCCCGACUUUAAUUCCCCCUUCUCCGACUUUAUUCACUUACACCGUUGUGCGUCAUGGUUACAUUUCGCACCACAAGGUGCAACUCGAACUUCGCGGAGUGGCCGAUGACUGCGAGAGCUGGUAGUCGAAUGGCCUAUGCUAACUUGGCUAAUUUUUCUACUUGCAGGUUUUAAGGCAAGCGACUUUUGAGGAUAUUGUCAAAUUAGCUGGACCUAAGCUAGUGCGGGGCAUGACGCUGUGGAAUUUUUUUCGCCUGCGCUACCUAAACAGCGACUCCUCGAGCAUGCCUAUUCCAAGGAUGGUCGAGGAGUACCUCCAUCUGGUGAAAUGUUUCCAGACUUUCCUGGCUGAUCGCCUCAGACCCCUGGCUGCCGACAGUGGAACCUCCGCCUCGAUGAGCAGAGGACCAUCAGUUCUCUUCUCUGCCAGGCCCGUUCUUGGGAAGGUUCGUCUCAAGGGUCAGGAGAAGGUGGUUGCGGGUGAGUUGACGGAUUUUUCCAUGAACCCCAAAAUCCCUGGCAUGCUAUUUAAUUCGCCACCCCUGCAGGAAUUAUAACGGGUGUGUGACGCUCCUACACUACUGCACGAUUCUCAUCUGUGGUUCCACAAAACUGUGCUGAUCGCAGCGACCUCACUUCGACAACUACUAUGACUGGCAAGCGAAACCUCAUGCAGAUGAUCGGCGUACCUCUCAGGUGUUGGUUCAUAGGUGUGAUGCAUUGUCCCGUUGUUUGAGAGGGGCCUGGCCUGUUGUGGCGCACUUAGAUGGGACCAAUAUUUGCUCAUCACUGAACCCAAACCCAUCGCCAGUCAUCCUAACCCAGUUUAUAUUGUCACCAGUUAAAAGGCGACACUGUUUUUUUUAGCAUUUAAUGAUACUCGUAAAGGAAUUUCAUUCUCCUUUUCAGGCAUUGUCAAAAAGGUGUUACACUGUCGUAUUUUUUUCUCCGAUGACUACCUUAAAGCAUCUUGACCACCUUCACGCAACAGCAGCCGCAAGGUCUUUUUUCUUCUUUCCCUGGCACGUUUAAAAUAAACAUCGAUAUUGGUUUUCCUAGCAUCGAGUAAGCAACCCCGGCCAUAAGCCAUACCCUUGCCGCGAAAAGUCACAAAAGAUUGUCGAAAUGACUGUGUUCAGUUUUUUGCUCCUCAGACGGUUGGGUCUACCGUCCAAUAUCGGACACAGAAAGCUAAGAUCGAGCAUCUGCGUGUCAUGCUAUUUCAGGAGGCCCGCGCCAACUGUUGCUUAUCUGUGCCACGUCCGCCACGUGACAAUGCCUGUGUACCGAUGAUAAGAACCUGACCCUCGUUAGCUUAGACUUCUUUGUGAUUAGCGCUGGAAUACCACUACUUCCAUCAUAACCUCAGCCGGUCAUUGCAUGCUCUGUCACCCCACACUGCUAACACUUCUCUUCGGGAUCGUUCAACUGCGCGUAACUUCAAAGUUCACACGUACCAUACCCUCUGACUAGGUGGGUUCACAAUCCUCCCGUAAUUGCAUACGAAUACUCCUGCUGUCUGGCUUCAAUCGACCAAGUUUUUCUUGCCCCUUUCUCUUGCGUCCCGGCCGUUAGGACGAAAAACCCUAAGCAUCUGGUUCUGUAACAGUUUAGGCUAAACGUAGUUUAUGUAUUUGUGCCUUAUUUUCGUCGUCUUUCGUACUAAUUUACCUAGGGUGUUCUUCUACAGAACAGGCAUUGUGUUUUCUGUUCCUGCCCGCUGCUUCUUAUUCCUGAACUUCCCGUUCAAAGGACUCGCAAGAGGUCUGCCCGCCGAGUUUGGUCUUCUCUCUCCGUCUGUUGGUGAAGGCGUUCGACUGGUUUCUCCUACUUCUUCUAUUUCUUCAAGACCAGCUGACAUAGUGGUAGGUUCUAGUUACCAUUUCGAAAAAUCUGUCAGUUACCUCCUUGUUCAUUUUCGAACAUCUUUUUUGUCAGCACUUAUUGUUACUGUAUGGGCAAUAAUUUUUUGUAUCGCAUGCGCCCAUCCGUCAAAAACGACUGACGCACCUGGGCACGUAUAGUGAUUCUGGCGGCUAUAAAGAAAGGCUCAUUCGCUGUAGUAAUUCCAGAGUUCUUUUUGUCGGGACUCAGAUGAACUUUUAGGUUUCAGUCGGGAUCAUGCUUUUGUGAAUUUCGAGGGAGUUACUAGUCCCUAUUGUUGUUUUACGCCAGUUCAUCAUUUCCCCUCGUAUAACUUUCAUCAAAUUCGGCCUUAGUGCAUUCAGCUCUCCGCCAUUUUCAUUGCAGCGGGAUUUGUCGUCUUGAGAUUGGCAUAUUUUACCCGCAUAAAAUUUUGUUUGGAAUUCCAGGGGAACUUUGGUGGGGCAGCAUCAUCCUUUCUUCUGAUCAGGUUACUGAGUCAUUUGGUGGAGAAGGGUAUAUUUUUGCGUUAGAUACACGUCGUUGCCGUUCUUAGUUAGCAGUAGUACUGUACUCUUUAGUUCCAAAUUUACUUCCCUUCAGAUUAGUACCGCUGAGCACUCAACAGCUCUUGGUCUCCCAAUCGGCCGCUAUGUACUGCGGCGGCCGACUUCGUCUUCUAACCUUCGUAGUCCACGCCGAGCACGGGUAAAGGAGACGACAGACCUCCAGAACCAGCCUCGUUUUCCGGUUCCAGAGGAUCCCAUGCUGCACCUCGGUCAUAAGGGCUGUAGAACAAGCCAGCUCUAUCCUCAAAAUCGCCCUUGCCAUGUACGUAAAAGAAUUUCAUGUCGUUUGAUUAAGAUCAAUAAAAACUUGAGGCAAAAGGGUGGGCUGACGGCUGUUCUGGUGCAGCGCGAUAGUCCGCCAGUCGACCUUGGCCACGGCCAGUAUUGUCCAGGAGAAGUUCCGAUGGCCUUCGCGGACACUGAAUUAUAUGGAGGAGAACUUUCGCAGCGUAGGCCUCGCUGCCUCUUCCCAAACCCGUCAUCUUCCACUGACGAAUCUCAGUCAGGCCGACAGGAAUGACAAAAUGCCCCUACCUACGUAUGUCGCAUACGAGCUGCUUCUCCGCCCAACGCAGAUACCAAGUGGUUGCCAUAAGGCUACACUAGCCAGGCAUUUCAGCCUGUCUCUCAGUUACAAGUUCUAAAUCGCGCACCAGUUGGCAGCCGUCCAAAGGAUGACUUUUGACGCGUUGUGAUGCCUUAGAGUACAACAUAUUGGUUAUGCUGUGAAGGGUAGCACUGGAUUCCUCUCACAUUCUUUCUUUCUUCGUGUGUUAAUGACCAGAGUGAGUUAGUGGUCUGAGAUGAGAUCGGGUACGUAGGCUGUCCAGACAUUUAGUGGGGGUUUCUUGGGGACACACACUUUUGAUCUCCGUUUACAUCUAACGUGGCAGCAUUGUUCACUUCGGGGGCCCAGCGCAUAAAUGCUCACGCAUUCCCUGGCUCAUUUCUUGUCUAACCGACCCGUAAACACAUCAGCAAGCCAGUCAGUCUUAUCCAGGCUAUUUCGCUUUUUUGCGAUCUCGGUUAUUGAAGGGCGACGUUUCAGGAAGCCAAACAAGCCGUCUUGUACCAUUCCAUAAACAGUUAAUUCCACCCCGUCUUAAGAAGGAAUGUUCUUUAAUGGAGCAUUGACGGAAUUUCUCUUCGAGCGUGCCUGAGACUCAUCGAGUUGACCGCAUUUCUGUCGUCUAUUUGUACUUAUGGACUGCUUUCCGCCCCCAUAUUUCGAUGAAGUUUACCGGUGGCUUCAUCCGCUGCCAAUUUUGCCUGAUUCCACCCCGUAUCUGUCAGUGUGCCUCGGUUACUGUCGCCUAAUAGGUGGGCACCUGUUUGUCAUCCCCUUCAGCAGGCAGUGGUUCUUGCUUUCUUUGCAUAGGUAAAUACCACUCUCCCUUCUUUGAGCCUGUUUGUGCGUAUAUUUUGCUGUUUCCUAGUAUCGACUGUGUGCCGAGAGUCUCGGUGAAGCCAUCCCCGCCGAAUUGAUCGCCUCAGGUGUCUUUUUGCCUUAUCUGCCAAAAUCUGACUCCUCCGUUCACUUGCAAGAUCUAGUCAUGGAGGCUGCCACUGGGCGUAUUUUCCACCGACUUUCGGGUCGCCUGGCUAUGCCCGAAUCCGAACCUUCCGCCUUAUCUGCAGAUUCCUCUGCAUUGACCGCACAUACCACAGAUGGAAAUGUCGGCACUGGCAUUGGCGUGCUGGAGGAAGAAGGAGUCGAGACGGAAGAGGAUCUCACUGAGAUUGGUUCCCCCAUUGUCAUAGAGGCGCCGCCCGGCGCCGAUGAUACAACCUGCACCUCCAUUGCGGCCGAUGUGGCUGCGCGUCGGGUUGCUCUUCAACCAAGUGCCACAACCACCACCCGAUUGACGUUAAUGAGACUGCCCACCUCCCCCACCGCCUCGCUUGUUAUUCGUCCGGACGGCGCAAUAUUCAGGGUACAUGGUUUCCCUGUAUUUGUUGGUUUACUUACGUGCGAGGGCUUGUUUUUUUAUCACUGGCCCCCUGCAUGACAUUUGUGCGCAGGCUGUUAUCAGAGCACGCCAGUUGGGAAACGCUGGAACGGCUAAAUAGCACUGCAGAUUAGCUUCGCGUGAUUCCUUGAGCGGACAAUUGCGAGACGACACGUGACUCAAGCUUCAAUCUGUUAAGCUGUUGUGGUGACCGCUUCGCAGAGAGCCUUAUAGGCCCUCAUUAAAGCAAAUUACUGGAUUACUUCUGAUUAGGUCUCACCCUUGACAUAUUUGAGGGGCCUUUAGUGCGCAGAAAGAUGUUUGCCGACGCUCUCUUCAAGCGAACAAGGAAGCUGACUUGCAGCAUAGUCCCGUAGAAUCGAUAAAUGUGAAGCAGUAGGUUGAACGGGUAACUUGGCCCAAAUAUGAUUGGAAUCACGGCUCCCGGUGGGGCAUCGUAGCCCAGGUGGCUAGACCGUUGGCUGCACAAAAGCUUUGGUGUCGUGAGUUCGAAUCCCACUGAGGCGCCGAGUUUUCCAAAGUUGGGUCAAGAUGAGUUAUUCAAGAUCUACCAAAACACCCUUUGACACCGAUUAAUCGAAAGCAGUCAAUCCCGUCCUUAGCUAGACCGUGGGAGUAGCCGUACUUGUCACCUUAGAACCACGAUCCAUGCCUUAUUUCUGAAGUUUCUACCCAACAGAUAUAUAAAAAAAGUUAAAAGUAGAUUGCCAUCCCACUUUCGCAUUCGGUGCGCAACCUAAAGACUCUGUGUUGUUUCCUAUAACAAUAAAUAACUGAGUAGUUCAGUGCUUUUGGAGCGCCUGCCACAUAGCUUAUUGUCUGCUAUUUCACAAAACGGUGGCCAUCUAGACAAAUAGGAAUCAGAUUAUUAUGAUUCCGCGUCAGGAUCUCGCCAAAUGCUUUCGAAUAUAUACUUCCAAAACGACGACGUUAAACACGAAAAAAAUUGUUAGUUCUCAGUGCCUAGCGGUCGGUAAUCUUAAAAUUUGCGCAAAGUCGUCAUUUGGGCUUCUUGCUUUCCACAGAAAUUAAUGCGUGAACUAGGGGUAAAUUCUUCGGCACAAACCUUCUUGUGGUCGGUCCGAAAAUUGAUAUGAAUAUCUGGGCCGAAGUAACCGCCUAAUAUUCACACUCCGGCCACAGGCGGUCAGUAGUACUCAAAUACUGGUUGAUUUGCCGUACUCCCAGCACGGGUGCUAGCUUGGAGUUCUGACACGUGUUUUGCCGGCUUUAUACCGCUGCAUGACGCGGUUGCGAGUGGUUUGGCUCCACAGUGGAUCCCCAGCAUCACUAUACCCAAGGUUGCCACAUUGAGCUUUCGCAUUCCCUCAGGAGGUAAUGCAUGGACUUAUGGACGAUUCUUUAGCACACAUCUCCCCACUUUCGGUCUGAAAGUUAAACUGAAAUUCAUCUGCUCCAGCCAGAUAACCACCUAAUAUGCCCGUCCUUUCAACAGACAGUCAUUGGUGCUUAAAUGUUGGUUGAUUGGCCAUAAUCCCGCUACGGGUACUAGCUAAAAGCCCAGGCAUGGGUUUGGGCAGUUUUUGUCCUAUGGUUUAUGCAGUGCUAUCUGAACACUUAUUGCGGAUUGAGACUGAAGCGGCCGUCCACUAGAUUCCAGGCGCCGGCGUCCCGAGAGCAUCUUUGUUUAAAAAAUUCGACCUCUAGCCAAAAGCAUAUUCUCACUUAUUAAUAUAUCUUUUUUAGGUCGAACACGGUGAAGAGGGUGUAACAAAGACCUCUAUGAGAGCUAUUCUCCGCUUCGAGGGUUGA
Messenger RNA from Spirometra erinaceieuropaei, 13536 nucleotides. NCBI's taxonomy places the organism in Eukaryota, Metazoa, Platyhelminthes, Cestoda, Diphyllobothriidea, Diphyllobothriidae. The record is from the annotation of a GenBank genome assembly.